CCAAAUACUCCCUCAAGCUUUGGACAUCAUCUGGGCCUAACUGGUACCAUUGCCUUACCUGGAACCCCGAUGGACCACCUCUUUAGGAUGAAUUGGUCGGUUUUCCUCACCUUAUGCCUCUUUGCUCUGACUUUCCAAGAAACACUUCCAAAUCCUACCAUUACAGAUCUUUCCUACAAGAACAUGGACUUUGCGGUGAACUUCUACAGAAGAAUAUCCAGUUAUCAUGAUCAAAACAUCUUCUUCUCACCUCUGAGCAUCUCUACAAGUUUCAGCACUCUGCUUAUGGCCACUGGUGGUGUCACUCGUGAGGAAAUUCUAAACGGACUUAACUUGCAGGAACUUGAUAGAGCAAACCAGCCGGACAUCAUUCCACAAUUGUUUCAGCUCCUUCACGAAAACAUCACACAAAAUGGGUCCCUCAAGCUAGACCAGGCCAUGGCAAUGUUUGUAAGUGCUAAUUUGAACAUGGAGAAGACCUUUGAGGAGCAGAUGGAGAAAUAUUUUGAAGCCGAGAUCAAAACGGUGAACUUCUCCAAUACGAUACAGAGUGUGGCCUACAUAAAUAACUAUAUUAAGGACAAGACUAAGAAUAGAAUAAAAAACAUGAUUUCCGCUCUUGACACAGAGACCCAGCUCAUGCUUUUGAAUACGAUAUUCUUUAGAGGAGAUUGGAAGAGCCCCUUUGACCCCAAACACACCAAAACAGAAGCCUUCUACAUUGAUAAUUACAACAUGGUAAAUGUGCAGAUGAUGUAUAAGGAGGCCAGGUUCUUCAUGGGGAUUGACCGGUCGCUCGGUGCUAAAGUACUGAAGCUUCCUUAUGACCAUGGCGUUUCAAUGCUCAUCCUUUUGCCAAAUAAGGGAGUGGACUACACAGCUAUUGAUGAUGAGAUCAACGCACACAGGUUCCAAGGGUGGUUGCGAUCUAUGAGAGAAAUAAAAGUAGAAGUCCAUCUCCCAAAAUUCAAGAUGGAGGAGUCCUAUGAAUUGCAUAACCUUCUGCCUGAUAUGGGCAUUUCCACUCUGUUUAUGAAUACAGCCAACCUGACCAAUCUCCAAAAGGACAAAGCCCUGAAGGUGUCUGAGGUUUUGCACAAGGCUAUGAUUGACGUGGAUGAAACAGGGACCACUGCAGCAGCCGCCACAACAGUUGGCAUCAUUCCCUAUUCUUUACCCCCCUCAUUCAUAGCCAAUAGACCCUUCUUCUUCUUCAUAUACCAUGAAGACACUAAUGCUCUGUUGUUCAUGGGCAGACUGAUUGACCCUACAAAAAGCUAGACCAUUAAUGUCUUGACUUUUUUGUAGCAUAUAUUUUGAACUUGUGUUGUAAAGCUCAAAUGGAAUUCUUAAAUUGUUAAUAAAAUGCAAAGAAAUAAUAUUUCC
Messenger RNA from Periophthalmus magnuspinnatus, 1386 nucleotides. Its product is annotated as protein Z-dependent protease inhibitor. Gene Ontology annotation, biological process: blood coagulation; negative regulation of endopeptidase activity. Gene Ontology annotation, molecular function: serine-type endopeptidase inhibitor activity. NCBI's taxonomy places the organism in Eukaryota, Metazoa, Chordata, Actinopteri, Gobiiformes, Gobiidae. The transcript is spliced from 5 exons. The record is from RefSeq and is a predicted model, not a curated record. Bases 70 to 1281 code for a protein of 403 amino acids.